ACCCGUUCUAGCUCCCAGCCCAGCUAUGGCAUCCCUGCUGCCCGUCCGGACCUUGACCUUGAUCCUGAUUCUGCUGACUGUCCUGGCCCUGGGGGCUUCAGACUUCAACAUCUCAAGCGUCUCUGGUCUGCUGUCUCCGGCGUUAACAGAGAGCCUGCUUGUUGCCUUGCCCCCCUGUCACCUCACAGGGGGCAAUGCCACAUUGAUGGUCCGGAGAGCCAAUGACAGCCAAGUGGUGAAAUCUAGCUUCGUGGUGCCUCCGUGCCGUGGGCGCAGGGAGCUGGUGAGUGUGGUGGACAGUGGGGCCGGCUUCACGGUCACCAGGCUCAGUGCGUACCAGGUGACAGACCUCGUGCCAGGAACCAAAUACUACGUUUCCUACCUAGUGACGAAGGGGACAUCCACUGAGUCCAGUAGAGAGAUCCCAAUGUCCACACUUCCUCGAAGGAAGGUGGAAUCCAUUGGGCUGGGAAUGGCCCGGACGGGGGGCAUGGUGGUCAUCACAGUGCUGCUCUCUGUCGCCAUGCUCCUGCUGGUUCUGGGCUUCAUCAUCGCCCUGGCCCUGGGUGCCCAGAAGUGAGGAGGCCAGUGCCAGGCAGCAGGCCUCCAGGAGGUCCAGGAUGCUGUCCAUUUGCCCAGGCCACGGCU
Messenger RNA from Odobenus rosmarus divergens (Pacific walrus), 648 nucleotides. RefSeq names its product uroplakin 2 (gene UPK2). The record is from RefSeq and is a predicted model, not a curated record. Gene Ontology annotation, biological process: epithelial cell differentiation. Lineage: Eukaryota; Metazoa; Chordata; Mammalia; Carnivora; Odobenidae. Gene Ontology annotation, cellular component: apical plasma membrane. The transcript has 5 exons. Bases 26 to 580 code for a protein of 184 amino acids.